GAAUAAAUUUCAGCCUGUUCUGCAUCUCGCUACCCUGGUUUUUUUGGAGGCUAAGGAAUUUGUGAUAAUAAGCUUCGCCCCAAAUAUUAAUAGCACGCCGUUUCUCUAACCAGCUCGUCCUGGAGGCACCAGUCGGAAAAACUCAUUAUCCUCCGGGGAUCGACCACCGGCGUGCGGAUUUAUUCAUGUUUAUCCCACUGACAUCUUCCAUUGCGAGGUCAAACCUCAGACUCAGGGGACCAUAAGAGAAAUGGUUUGAUUUCACCAUGGGACCCCGGCGAACACACACCAAGUCCCGAACGGGGUGUCAGUCGUGCAAGUUACGCAAAGUAAAGUGCGAUGAGGCAAAGCCAAAUUGCCAGAACUGCAUUCGCCACGCAGUUGAGUGUAAUUACAAUGCUCCACCUACUGCUGCAAGCACUCCAACUCCGGGCACUCAUACUGGAUUUAGCCCCUUUGUUAGCGAGGCUGCCAGACUGAAUUCUGAUGCCAAUGCGCCGUCCAUGGGCAUGGCGGAAAUGGCCUUGCUGCAUCACUGGAGCACCUCAACUUGCUAUACGAUCUCACGGCACCCUGUCCUACAAACUGUUUGGCAAACUACCGUGCCCACAUUUGGCUUCUCCUACCAUUUUGUUUUCCGCGGGAUUCUGGCGUUGGCGGCGUUACAUCUAGCCCAUCUGAAACCCGAACUUCAGGACCAGUACGUCGAUGCGGCUGAAUUUCACCACAAUCUAGCCCUGCAGAUGGUCUCAGGCACCAUCCCUCAAAUCAAUGAGGAGAAUGGACCCGCGAUUUAUCUCUUUUCCACGAUCACUUGUAUCAUUGGCUGUGCUCUGCCUCGGAGACGUGAUGAUUUGUGGGUCAGUAACGAUCGAAUCUUUCAAUGGCUAUCGUUAUUUCGAGGUACGGUUUCCAUUAUUGCCUCUGUGAACGAAUCACUCAAAUCUGGUCCUCUUGCACCCAUGUUCACUUUGGGACGACGAAGAGGCCUUGCUUGGGAGGCCAGGUCAACCUCCAACCAGGCAUUCCUCGUCAACCUACGGCGACUCAUAGAAGAGGCAGUUGAGGACCCGACCGAGUUGAAGUGCUAUACGGAUGCCAUUGAUGAUCUGGGGAAAUCCUUUGCGACAAUUCUGGAGGUCGGUUCCCCGAAUUGCGAGACGGCGGAUAUUUUCAUCUGGCUACUCCGCAUUACAGACCGGUUCUUGAGCCAAUUACAACAGCGAACGCCGGAAGCUUUGGUGAUCUUUGGCUACUAUUGUGUUAUUCUCAAGGAACUUGAGUCGACUUGGUGGAUGCAAGGCUUCAGCAUCCACAUAAUUAAGGCGAUACAUCACCAUUUGGACGAGGAGCAUCGCUGCUGGCUGCAGUGGCCUAUGCAACAGCUCGGCUGGGUACCUUGAUCAAAUCUCUUCUCUUCUGGGAGAAGGUAUGGAUGAUCAAUCCACAAUUAUUUUCCUGCCCAUGCUGGUUCGCCAUUAUCCGAUAUCUUUAACUUUGAAAUGCGAAGAUAACCGAUCUCGACCAUUGGUCUGGACAGUUUGGACUCAGGGAUCCAGAAAUGAUCCCGUGGAAAGUUUGAGAAGCCGCCGUGGCAUUCUGCUCUGGGUCGUUGUGGCAUCUGUGGAGUGGCACGCAACCGGGCAGUUCAUUUUACAAUGUCAAACGCCUUUUAUGAGUGGCUGCUGCCGCCUUCUCAACUCGAUGAAGUCAGGGAUGACUGCCCAGGUUUGCAGCAGAAUUGGAGGCAUAGCUCAGGGCUCUCUGAUGACAAGUGAUUCGAUGCCUUCAGGGAUUAUAGGCCACUGGUCACCAUCACAACCCACCACCGCGGUUUGAAUAAUUUUUGAAGCUUUGCAGUUAUCAAGUAUCAAUGCUACGAAAGGUUCACACAGGGAAAAUACUCAAUAGUUAACUCUGAGGGAGAUCUAACUCAAGACAUGCAACGCCAUAUAAGAAGAGAUUUGAAAAUCCAUCGCAGACUCUCGAGUGAUCUACACUCCGUCAUUUCUGAACCAACAUAGCUUCGUAAGC
Molecule: messenger RNA, 2034 nt
Organism: Penicillium brasilianum
Lineage: Eukaryota; Fungi; Ascomycota; Eurotiomycetes; Eurotiales; Aspergillaceae
Source: the annotation of a GenBank genome assembly